Molecule: messenger RNA, 350 nt
Organism: Strongylus vulgaris
Lineage: Eukaryota; Metazoa; Nematoda; Chromadorea; Rhabditida; Strongylidae
Source: the annotation of a GenBank genome assembly
AUGGUUUAUCCAGUCCUUUUCCAGUACAACGAAAACGAAAUCAAACUUGAGUUUGAUCAAGCUGAGUGGGUAGAUCUGUCCGAAUAUGCACCAUCUUCUAUAUGGGACGUGAUGGAUGCACCUGCGUCAUUAGUAAACAAGCGUAGCCGUAUUGAGUUUCAAGUCAGAAUACGAAGGAAAACCUUGUUCUACACUGUAGUCCUCAUUAUUCCAACAGUACUUAUGGCUUUCCUGAGAGAAAAAAUGACGCUCACUAUUUCCGUCUUACUGUCUAUUGUUGUGUUUCUGUUGCUUGUAUCGAAGAUCCUCCCGCCAACAUCUAGCACCAUUCCGCUCAUGGCAAAGUAGGC